This is a messenger RNA of Balaenoptera ricei (Rice's whale), 2407 nucleotides long. It is a transcript of the gene MICU1, whose product is annotated as mitochondrial calcium uptake 1. Gene Ontology annotation, biological process: calcium import into the mitochondrion; mitochondrial calcium ion homeostasis. Gene Ontology annotation, molecular function: calcium ion binding. Bases 111 to 1547 code for a protein of 478 amino acids. The record is from RefSeq and is a predicted model, not a curated record. NCBI's taxonomy places the organism in Eukaryota, Metazoa, Chordata, Mammalia, Artiodactyla, Balaenopteridae. Gene Ontology annotation, cellular component: uniplex complex. The transcript has 12 exons.
UCACGUGAGGGUGGGCGGUGGAGCCUGGUCUCGCCUGUUUCUUCGUCUCUAUGGUUUUCAGAGGUGGGCGGCUUUGACGGAGAAGCAGCUGGAGCUCCAGCGUGGACGGGAUGUUUCGUCUUAACUCUAUUUCUGCAUUAGCAGAGCUGGCAGUGGGCUCUCGAUGGUACCAUAGAGCAUCACAGCCCACCCAGAUCAGGCGACGGCUGAUGAUGGUGGCUUUUCUUGGAGCAUCUGCAGUAACUGCAAGUACUGGUCUCUUGUGGAAGAGGGCCCUUGCACAAUCUCCACCAUCUGUAAACAACCUAAAGAGUGAACUUGGUGAUAAAGGGAAGAGUAAAGAUGAAGGGGAAGAUUGUAACCACGAAAAAAAGGCUUCAGGUGUUUGUCUUGAGCCUUAUCCAGAAGAGAAAAAGAAGAAACGUUCUGGAUUCAGAGACAGAAAAGUGAUGGAAUAUGAGAAUAGGAUUCGCGCAUAUUCCACACCAGACAAAAUCUUCCGGUAUUUUGCCACCUUGAAAGUAAUCAGUGAGCAUGGUGAAUCUGAAGUGUUUAUGACACCACAAGAUUUUGUGCGAUCCAUAACACCCAAUGAAAAACAACCAGAACACUUGGGUCUGGAUCAAUAUACAAUAAAACGCUUUGAUGGGAAGAAAAUUGCCCAGGAACGAGAAAAAUUUGCUGAUGAAGGCAGUAUAUUUUACACCCUUGGAGAAUGUGGACUCAUAUCCUUUUCAGACUACAUUUUCCUUACGACUGUUCUUUCUACUCCUCAGAGAAAUUUUGAAAUUGCCUUCAAGAUGUUUGACUUGAAUGGAGAUGGAGAAGUAGACAUGGAGGAGUUUGAACAGGUUCAGAGCAUCAUUCGCUCCCAAACCAGCAUGGGAAUGCGUCACAGAGAUCGUUCUACAACUGGUAACACCCUCAAGUCUGGCUUGUGUUCAGCCCUCACAACCUACUUUUUUGGAGCUGAUCUCAAGGGGAAGCUGACAAUCAAAAACUUCCUUGAAUUUCAGCGUAAACUUCAGCACGAUGUUCUGAAGCUGGAAUUUGAACGCCAUGACCCUGUGGAUGGGAGAAUCACCGAGAGGCAGUUUGGUGGCAUGCUGCUGGCCUACAGUGGGGUGCAGUCCAAGAAGUUGACUGCCAUGCAGAAGCAGCUCAAGAAGCACUUCAAAGAGGGAAAGGGUCUGACAUUUCCAGAAGUGGAGAACUUUUUUACUUUCCUAAAGAACAUUAAUGAUGUAGACACUGCAUUGAGCUUUUACCAUAUGGCUGGGGCAUCUCUUGAUAAAGUGACCAUGCAGCAGGUGGCCAGGACAGUGGCUAAAGUGGAGCUCUCAGAUCAUGUGUGUGAUGUCGUGUUUGCGCUCUUUGACUGUGAUGGCAACGGAGAGCUGAGCAAUAAGGAAUUUGUUUCUAUCAUGAAGCAACGGCUGAUGAGAGGCCUGGAGAAGCCCAAAGACAUGGGCUUCACCCGCCUCAUGCAGGCCAUGUGGAAAUGUGCACAGGAAACUGCCUGGGACUUCGCUUUGCCCAAACAGUAACCCAGAACUGCACGAGGAGCCGCGCCUCCAGGCCAGGCACCCUGGCCCCUUGGGCAGAGCCUUGGCACAGUCCUCCCUGCUGCUGCUUCCGGAAGAAGUGCUCCCCUCCUCCUGGGAAUGAUCUCAGGACUCAUCAAGUUUCCCCUCUCCCAGUGUUCCGCUAGGCCCUGGUUCUAAACCAGUGAUUCUCCCUAGAGGUCCUCAAAAACAUGAGCAGGUCCUAAAAGCGCAGACCUUUGGCACGUUCGACAGUACUACCUAUUCAAGCACCCUACAGACAAAGAAUGCAGGAACCAUCCAUGUACCUGCCAACCCUGGGAAACACCCAUUUCUUGAGUCAUCUUGGUGUGGAUUUAUAUUAACAAGAACAUUCCUUGCUUCUCCUCCUGCUGGUGUUUUUUAAGCUACAAAUUGGGAAAACCUCUGGCAGAAAAAGGAAAUCAGUGAUGAAUGAUAACGAGGAUGACCCAGGCACCCUGAGCUGGUGGGAAGCCUGGGCCAGAGGAAGGAUUUGUGUCAGUCUCCAGGGUGGCUCUGAGGUGAUGUGCCCAGUGGGAAUGGAGCGAGAUUAGGAAUUUAAAGUAGCUGCUGCAUGGCUCUCUCCACUCCCUUCUUUUCCUCUCAGGCUCCCUAAGAGGACUCCAGCACGACUGUGCUUAUUAAAUGAGCAGCAGUGAUUAAGCUCAUGGCCCCUGCGAGUGCCAUUUCCCCUCCAGGCGUGUGCGAGUGCCAUUUCCCCUCCAGGCGUGUGCCUCUGAAGCUGAGUCCUGGCUCAGAGCCUGUCUGCCCUGUCUUAAACACUUGUAAAAUAGCACUUUAAUUGUAACAGUUUGCAGUAAAGCCCCACCACCAUCACCAAA